AUGGAAUAUAAACAUAAAUCGGGCUCACAAAAGCGGAAGGAAAAAGCUACUGCUUUGGAAAACGACAAAAUCGGCAGUCGUUCGUUAUUUCAAUUUGGAAUCAUUAAAGAAAAAAACAAAACAAAGACAGCCGUAAAUUUUCCUACUUCGGCUGAGUCUGUCUGUCCGGUAGGGCUAGAAUUUUCAGAAUCGCACCGAUUGGAUGAAAAUGGAAAUAGCGAUAUCCAAACUCAAAAUAAUGACAGUGUAAAUAUAAUAAAAGAUAAUGAUGCCUCUGUAAACAUAGAAACUGUUGAAAGAUUUGGAUUUGACGUUGGUACUUUGCCAGCCGGGCCAAUACCCACACAGACUAUAGAAACCGUGAUUCGAAACGGUCCACCUAGACACCCGGACAAUUUUCCGGGAGAUGGACAAAGAGCUUUUCCGACGUGCAUUUUAAAGCGAUUCGGUGAAUUAUUUAAAGCGAUAUUUGAAUUGUUUGUUGACGUUGUCAUAGCGAUAGAUUUUGAAAGAUUUAAAAGUUAA
Messenger RNA from Helobdella robusta, 525 nucleotides. RefSeq lists its product as hypothetical. The record is from RefSeq and is a predicted model, not a curated record. The coding region runs from base 1 to 525 and encodes 174 amino acids. The transcript is spliced from 2 exons. Lineage: Eukaryota; Metazoa; Annelida; Clitellata; Rhynchobdellida; Glossiphoniidae.